GUGCCUGACAUACAGUACUAGCCUGACAAAUGCUUCAAUCAUUGCCGUUAAGAAUAGGCGUUAAUAAACCAUACAGAGGGCCUGGCAGAAAAUAUUGUCCUGCUUGCAGAAGCCGAAGUCCUGAUGGCAUCCUCCCUUCAUGAAAGUUCAUGCCAGCUCCCUUGUCGUCAACGUCCUUUUCUUUGUUUGUUUCCGAGCCAGUUCCAGAACACAGCAUUCACAGGGCGGCUUUUUCCCAGCUCGAUCAGGGAAACCAUGGCCCGCUAGCGAGCUUCCAUGAGUGCAUGGGCCAGUCGUCACUUCUACUUUCAGAGUUCCUCUGCUUGUUGAAGGUGGUCGUCCACAACAGGUACUCCCAAGUAUUCUUGGAUCGAGACGUCUCUCAAAACACGCAGUACAUCUCUAAUGCUUCCUAGACCAUCUAACGUUCCAUUUCAAGCGAUCUUAGGACCGUUCCAAGUUCGUGAUUGCCUGUUUCAGUAGUCUUGAGGCUCUCACGGUCAAUAAUCUCAUAGUUGCACUGCUUCUAGGGAUGGAGAGCUGAGACAGAGAGCUUAAACGGAGGCUUGAUACAGGAGGCUUGAAACAGGAGGCUUGAAACAGGAGGCUUGGUACAGGAGGCUUGAUACAGGAGGCUUGAUACAGGAGGCUUGAUACAGGAGGCUUGGUACAGGAGGCUUGAUACAGGAGGCUUGAUACAGGAGGCUUGAUACAGGAGGCUUGAUACCGAGCAUGGACGGUUGAGAUGCAUCCGAUGUCAAUUGGGCUUACAGAUGGUCCAUCGGAUGGCAGCAGCCUACAGACACCGGCCUAAGGUUCCGAAGAAACACCCAGUUGGGAAUUUCAGCAGCUCCCACGGCGCCUGAAGUUGAAUGGUCAGGACUUGGAGGAUCCAGAAGCAUUGAUGGAUCAAGAAAACUUGGUGAUGAACCUGGAGAGUUCAGAACGUCUGGUGAAUCAACUUCGCGGUGAGGGUGACCAAGGCUUCAUAGGGCAGGCAUUGGUGGACCACACAUUGGUAGGCUACCCAUCGGUGGACCAACCCCCAGCUGACACACGCGAUGAUGGUGCUGCCACAACACUGGACCAAGCAUUGCUGGACAAAACCUUGCUGCACCAGGACUCGCUGGACCAAGCAAUGAUGGACCAGGGAGUGCUGGACCAAGCAUUGCUGGAUCAGGGGUUGCUCGAUCAAACCUUGCUGGACCAAACCUUGCUGGACCAAACCUUGCUGGACCAAACCUUGCUGGACCAAGCAUUGCUGGAUCAGGGGUUGCUGCACCAAGCACUGCUGGAUCAGGGAUUGCUGCCUAGCAUUGCCAUGGAUCCGCCAUGGACCAUGAGAAACGCCAUGGCUCACAGCGACACCGACAUGGCUCUGCUUCAAGGAUCUAUUGCCACGGGUGCACUUGAGCCAAUAGUCACAGGCAGCGUCGCCACCCCUGGGCCACAGGGGCACAUGGUACUGCUGCAGGGAUCUACCACCGCCACAUGUGCACCUGAGCCAACAGGCACUGACAAUACCACCAAUCCUGAGCCACAUGGGCACACGACUCUGAUGCAUGGAUCUGCCACUGCCGCAGGUGCCUCUGUGCGAAGAGACACAGCCAGCACCGCCACCCCUGGGGCACACGAAAUCACAGCAGAAGAGAAUGUGGUGAUACUAGGGGGGUUGACGCUAGGGGACGUGACAGCAGAGGGGUUGAAAGUGCCUGCGGUUCUCAUAGGGAGAAUUGGCAGUGUGAGGAAGAGGAGGAGGCAGCAGAAGCAGCAUCCAUAUGAGGCACAAGUCUUGGCUGCUGUUGCCGCCGCUCCUGGCUCUGCUGGUUCUGCCCCUGUUGCUUCCGCCCCUGUUGCUUCUCCGGCCUCUCCUUCUGCUGCCUCUGCCUCUUCCCCUGCUGCUUCUGCCCCGUCUGCAUUUGCAGCAACCGCCACUACUGCUGAUGCUGCCUCUCCUCCCUCUGCUGCCUUUAUCGCCGCUCCUGCUACCUCUCCGGCUGCUGCUGCCUCUCCUGCUGCAACAACAAUGGCCGCAGCACUGCAGAAAAUAUCAGCGACAAUCCAGGAAAAGCAACGGCAAUCUACAGGAAUAGAACAGCAACAGCGGCAUCAGCAUCAUCAUCAGCAGCAGCCGGAGCAGCAACAGCAGCAGCAGCAACAACAACAACUAGCAGCAGCAUCGGCAGCACCAGACGCAGCUGGAGGCUCAUCCCCGUCAUGGAUGGUGCUAGAGCUGGGGAGGGGUGCGAAGGGUUGUGAAGAGGUGCUGCUGUAUGCAUGCCGGUUCUGCGGCAAGAGGUUCGCUCAACCACAGGGACUGGGAGGCCAUAUGAACACCCAUAGACGAGAUCGCGAGGCAGAGACCCUCCUCCAAACAACCCUGAAGCAUUCAUCUGGAGAGGCGACACAGCUGCUCGGGGUUCCUGUGCUGCCUGCUGCACAGGCACUCGGAACGCUGUUGCAGCGCCCUGAGACACAUAUUCAGUUACCUGGUCCGGUGCCAAUAAACCCCUCGGCCAGAUUCAGCCAUGAUAGAAGGGCAUUGUCCAGCCCCAUAUCUUCUGCUGCUGCUGCUGCUGCUGCUGCUGCUUCUUCUACUGCUGGGACCGGUGCUGGUGGCCUUCUGAGAUGAAGCCUGGAUUUUCCCCUGGUCUAACCGCACCUUCACCCGGUAGGGCCAAACCUUCUCCUAGUCUGGAUGGACCUAUUUGUCAGGCAUGGUACCAACAAACCCCCGGUGCAAGCUUGGCAGCGUACCUUGGGAUCAAAUCUCCAGAAAACGUUCCACAAGAAGCUUCAGAAGGCUCUCCGAGGCAAAACCGUUCCGUAGGCCGUUCUAGAGAAGUGUCUUCAGGAGGGGAUCUGCCCGGCCAAGAAGGUUUUUGGAAGGUGUCGCGGGAGGAGCAAGGGAUACAGGUAGAGUUAGAGGAGCUUCAAAGGGAGUGGCGGAGACAGCUGGCUGAGAGGAGGAGGGUUAUGCAGCUUCAAGGA
Messenger RNA from Closterium sp. NIES-67, 2991 nucleotides. Lineage: Eukaryota; Viridiplantae; Streptophyta; Zygnematophyceae; Desmidiales; Closteriaceae. The record is from the annotation of a GenBank genome assembly.